UUGCUCUGGCAUUUUUUCUUACAUGUUACACCGUCCACUACUUUCACGUGCUCUGUUUCAUUAUGUGAUAAUAAUUUUUUUCUAACUGAUUUUUUAGGCGAUUGGGAAUCUUGGGUUAUCACCACGGAUGAGAGGAUAAAACACGAUGCGCAAUUCCAGUUUCUAAAACCGGUUAAUGGUUACGUAACAGAUAUGGAUGCAGAUGGGAAGCUGGAUAAAAAGGAAUUUUCCAUUGCUAUGUUCUUGAUAAGGAAAAAGCUUGAGGGCAUGCAGCUACCUCCCACUCUUCCUUCUGGUGUCAAAUCCGAUCCACAACCCGCGUUCAUGUCCUCUGGUCGCAGUCCAUUAUCCUCACUGUCGUUGGAUACAAAUACUCCUAACGAUAAAAGUCACUCCAAUGGUGUACAGAACGUGACUUCAAACAGCGCCACGAUUAACACCAUCUCACCAGUGCUCUCGACAAACACGGCCAAUACAAGCCCUCCGGCCGGCGCGAAUGACGCUUGGUCAAUGUCACCUAGUUCUCGACCAAAAUAUCGCUUAUUGUUCAAUCAGCACGACCGCAACAAGCGCGGGUUCAUUACCGGUGUUGAGGCAAGAGGUAUUUUCAUCAAAUCCGGUCUCUCUCAGCAAAUAUUGGCUCAUAUAUGGAAUCUUGCAGACUUGGACCGUGAUGGAAACCUGAAUUGCGAUGAGUUUUGUAUAGCAGCGUACCUUAUUGAACAAGCCGUGAACGGUACUCCCCCACCGCCAACGCUUCCCCUCAGCCUUUUACCAUCCCCGCAUCAGGCAAGUUCCGCUUUGGCUAGGUCACUUAAUCGUCGUACCGGUCAGACACAAUCAGUUCAACAGCAGAAGACAACCGAAAAUGAGGAUGAGAACAAGGCUUCUUCUCUCAGUUUUGAAGACAAACGCCGAGAAAAUUUCCGCCAGGGUCAAGUGGAACUGGAUCGUCGGAAACAGGAACUCGCCGAAAAGCUACGUCAAGAGGAAGAAGCGCGACUAGAAAAAGAGCGUCAGGAGCGUGAAAGAUUGGAAAAUAUACGUCUGGAGAAAGAACGGCAGGCGGCAAUCGAGGCUGAACGACAGGCGGAACGAAUGCGGGAACUGGAAGCACAACGGGAAGUUCGUCGUCGCCAAGCCGUUGAGGCACGAACAAAGGCAUGGAGGGAGGCCGAAGCGCAGCGUCAAUUGGAAGCGGAGAAACAACGUGUGGAUGCAUUAAAACGAGAGAAAAGUCACGCACAAACCGCACUAGAACAGGCUAUUGCUCAUCGGGCCAGUUUGUUAGAAUCCGCAACGGCUCAGGAGCAGCGUCGUCGUGAGCUGGACGCGCGUCUCAUGGUUGCACAGAACGAGGUAGAUGCGCAUAAGUCUGCCAUCAAUGAGAUGCGUCAGAAACGAGACACAUAUCAGCGGGACAUUCGGGAGCUAACGGAGCAAGUCGAGGCAGCCAAAGCUGAAUUGACGCGUUGGCAAAGAGAACAUGAACAGUUGAGCUUGCGUGUCUCCACUGGGGUCGAUACGAAUCCGACCGCGGAACAGUGCAAAACACUUCAAGCAAAUCGGGAAUUACGACGGAAUGCUGUUAACGGGUUAAAAUCACAACUUCAAGAACUUGAUACAGGUAUGACACACAAGGGGCAGGAGUUAGCCAGUCGCCGUAACCGUGCGGAUGAAUGUGAACGACGCUCGUCCCGAUUGCAGACUGAGUUGACUGAUUUGCGACGCUCUUUGGAAACAAAAGUGCAAGAGUACAAACGAACGAAGGAUCCGAACUUCGAUCCUCGAGGGUCUAUGACCACAAAUUAUACAGCAGAGUUAUUCGAUUGCGGAUUCUGUAUGCCAUCUGCCCCACUAUAUCGUUCUUAG
This is a messenger RNA of Echinostoma caproni, 1872 nucleotides long. Lineage: Eukaryota; Metazoa; Platyhelminthes; Trematoda; Plagiorchiida; Echinostomatidae. The record is from the annotation of a GenBank genome assembly.